AUUGACGUUACUCUGCGAGUAUCAGUCAGUCAAUAGCUUAAAAUGUCAAAAACAGAUGAUUGCAAUCGCAAACUGUUUCUAAUUAUUUCUCUUCACAAAGCUUCAAGAAAAUAUGUAAAUUAAAAAUUAAGACAUAUAAUUUGAAGUUUGAAUUUAAUAAAGUGAUGCUUCUGUAGAUAUAUAAUAAUAACAAUAACGUACUCAUAUCUGUGUACAUUUAAAAUACAUUGUAUUUUUGUGUACUAUAUUUUGCCCGGUAAUUUUAACUACCAUGUCUAAACUUUCCAAAACGACUUUGAGUUUGAAGCAGUUUAUGCUACGCCAGGAAGUGUUAAAACUCUAUAGAGACAUAUUCCGGACUUUAAGAUUAGUGACAGAUGAUACGACACGAAAUGAACUGAAGGAGUGGGCAAGAGCAGACUUUCGUAAUAAUAUGCACCAUACAGAUGAAACAACCAUUAAAGCUAGGUUGUACUAUGGCAAGAAAUCACUUAAGGAUUUACAACAUUCACUAGCAUUGAGUAGAAGCUAGCACAUAUACAUAAUAGCAAAUAUUAGGAAUAAAAUUAUGUAUUAUUAAGUAUUUUGUAUAAAUUUAUUAAGAUUUGAACAAUGUUUGUUAGAUACAUAAAUUAUUGAUAUUAGUGUUAAUAAAAUAGGCAGUUGUAUAGAAUUGUAUUUUUUAUAUAUUUGAUAUUUAAUGAUUAUUGACAAAUAAGUAACUAAAAAUAAUUUAAAAUACAAAAACAGCCUUAUUAUUGGAUACUCUAGAGA
Galleria mellonella (greater wax moth) is the source of this 774-nucleotide messenger RNA. Its product is annotated as LYR motif-containing protein 2. The coding region runs from base 272 to 532 and encodes 86 amino acids. The record is from RefSeq and is a predicted model, not a curated record. The transcript has 2 exons. NCBI's taxonomy places the organism in Eukaryota, Metazoa, Arthropoda, Insecta, Lepidoptera, Pyralidae. Gene Ontology annotation, cellular component: mitochondrion.